UAAUGAGCAAUCGGAAACAAGUGGUUUACAAAAAUGAAAACAACUGAGAUAAUAAUAUCAGAGAUAACGGCCAAUUCUGACUAUAUAAAGAAGAAAGUGCAACGAAUCAAUCAGUAUUUGUUUUAUUUUCGAAUUCACCAGAUUGAAACUAUGGCAGUGAUUAAUUUAACCGAAGUACAAGUGAAAGAAUUGAUGGAUUGGCCACUCGUCUUUCACGCUGUUGAACAAUCACUUCGGUCAAUAUGUAAAACAAAAGUUAGCCAAGAUCAACCGACUGCAGUGCAACCAACGCGGAUAUUUACACCGACUGAAAAAGGCACACUAUUAUGCAUGCCAGGUUUCAUCGGCAACUAUAAAUUAGCUGCGAAUCAACCGAAGGUGUACAAUUCACUUGGAUGCAAAUUAGUGACGGCAUUCGUAGGCAAUAAAGAUUUAAUUCCCCCGAAACCGAACAUUAUUGGAAAUAUUUUUCUAUUUAAUGAAGAAACCGGUGAACUAACAGCAACUAUACAAGCCUCUGAAAUAACUGGAUGGAGAACAGCCGGUGCUUCGCUUGUUGCCACUAAAUAUCUUUUCUCAAAACGGCCAUCAACGCCGCAAAUAAACACAGUUGCCAUUAUUGGGUGUGGUGUUCAGGGUCGCACUCACGCUAUCGGUUUGUUGUCAACGAAUUUCGUUGAAACAAUUCGCUUGUGGAAUCGAACAAAGAGCCGAGCCGAGUCUCUGAUCGCUGAAUUGAUGCAAUUACGACAAAGUUUUAAAAAUCCCAAUAUUAAAAUUGAAUGCGUCUCCACAGUUGAGGAAUGUGCUAAGAAUGCCGAUGUUAUUGUAACUGCUACAUUCUCAAGUUCGCCAAUCUUGUUCCGGUCAAUGAUUAAAAAUAAUGUGCACAUCAAUGCGGUUGGCGCUGGUGUAAAUCACCAUACUGAACUUAGCGAAGAUAUAUACAAAGACCCACAGACGAAAAUAUAUGUUGAUAGCAUUGAUAAUGCUCACUCUGAAUUGAAAACGUUGGACGCUCCGAUUGUUGGAGAAGUCGGUGAUAUCAUCAACGCACACAGUGCACCACCAACGACAGGAAUUACUAUAUUUCAUUCGAUGGGUAUGGCCGUUGAAGAUGUGGCUGUUGCACAAGCGAUUCUUGAAAAAUUCAAAAUUAAAUAAUUCGGCAGAUUUUUUUUUACAAAAUAACCACAACGCAACAUUCCCCCUCGUCCCUCGCUUUUUUUAAUCAAUUCAAGCAUGCAGAUAGUGCAUAGCAUCAUUGUGACAUACAUUUUGAAAAAUUCCGUUUUUAUUGAAAUUUUUUUUAAUGAAAAAAAUAUUAUGAUGGGAUAGCGUUCCUUGUCAUAAAGUGAUCGAAAUUGAUUAUGAUUGCUUUUUAAAUGUAAUAUUUAUGUUAUUAAAAUCAUGGCAUGAUUCAAUUCAAACAAGAA
Messenger RNA from Contarinia nasturtii (swede midge), 1436 nucleotides. Its product is annotated as ketimine reductase mu-crystallin-like. The transcript has 6 exons. Gene Ontology annotation, molecular function: hormone binding. The coding region runs from base 34 to 1164 and encodes 376 amino acids. The record is from RefSeq and is a predicted model, not a curated record. NCBI's taxonomy places the organism in Eukaryota, Metazoa, Arthropoda, Insecta, Diptera, Cecidomyiidae. Gene Ontology annotation, cellular component: cytoplasm.